AUGUUGCGUGUUACAGCGUGUGACUGCCAUCCGAUCGGGGCCUCCGGGAAAACUUGUAACCAAAGUACCGGCCAAUGCCCGUGUAAAGAUGGUGUAACCGGUACCACUUGUAACAGAUGUGCCAGAGGUUACCAGCAGAGUAGAUCGCACAUCGCACCCUGCAUCAAAAUACCGAGGGUUGUGCAGACUCAAGGCACGGCCGGCGAGGAGAGCGGUGAACACGAAGAUGACGACGACGAGCACGGCUACGACGAACGAGCUGACCAAUGCGGAAAGUGUCGGGCCAGCACUAAAAGAUUAAACCUGAACAAGUAUUGCAAAAGAGAUUAUGCUAUCCUGGGCAGAAUAACAGACAGGCACAAAAAGAACGAUGGUUCUCCGGGUGGGGCAAGCGUAUCAGGUUCAGUUUGGAUACGUUUUACCUUAAACAUUGACUUCAUUUACAAGAAAGCUCCGAAUUCAAGGAUUCGUCGUGGCGAUGUGUUCCUUUACGUACAUUCAGCCGAUUUAGCCUGCAGAUGCCCGAAAAUUAAACCGAACAAGUCGUACUUGAUUCUUGGACAAGAGAGCGACGGCGGAGGUCAAGGUGGGCUGACAGUAACGCAGAGAUCGAUUGUAAUCGAGUGGCGGGACGAGUGGCAUCGCCGAAUGCGACGCUUCCAGCGAAGGGCGAGAUCGUGCCAUUGA
Molecule: messenger RNA, 687 nt
Organism: Habropoda laboriosa
Lineage: Eukaryota; Metazoa; Arthropoda; Insecta; Hymenoptera; Apidae
Product: netrin-1-like
Exons: 5
Coding region: 1-687 (228 amino acids)
Molecular function (GO): protein binding
Source: RefSeq, a predicted model, not a curated record